ACGACAGAUGCUCCCCGCCAGUGUCUCUCAGAAACUCGUAUCUUAGCAUAUCCCUAGAGCCCUUACGCGAGUCGCUUUUUAUAUCAACCAGGGUAUAUUUCAUUAAUCAUCAUCAUUUUGUCCCUUUCUUUAUUGCGAAGUCUUAUUUCCCGCCACUGGAUUUGGGACCAGACGAUAGCCGGAGGUUACGUUACAGCGUACUGGUGUAUGUUUUGACACAAGCGCGCAUAAGUAGUUGUUUAUGGUACGUAGAACUUUUCUCACGCUCCCGACACCGGGGCAAGGCUGUGACGGAUGCGGCGAAUUACGAUAAUAUCAUUCCCUGGCCGUACAAACUUCGCGGAAAAGGACGGUUUGGGCUGAAAUGCUGUUUCAUGCUACAUUUUCCUGUUGUCUUGUGGUUGUUACCUUUGUUUUUGGCCUGGCUCUCUCUCAAGAUAACAAUGUUAAAGAAUGCUUGAGCGGUCAAAAGGAGGACCGAAGCCACAAGGUGUCGCUGUCGUGCCCCGCGGGCCUGGUGAUCAGUGUGGGCGAGGCGUUUUUCGGGAGGAAUGACUGGGGUGCCUGCUCACUCACCCUGGACGACUGUACUGAAAAAGUGAAUCUCUUCUCGACGUGUCAGUGGAAAAGCAACUGCACGGUGUUUUUCAGCGGCAUCUUCAUCCCGACGUGUGCAGCAUACGCUACCGUCCUCAGAGUCUACUAUGAUUGUGUCGAUGAAAGCACAAUACCUGUUGGCGAAGAAGUCUCCACAGUGGAAUCUAUUCUGCACGAUGUUGGAGGUACACAACAAAAAGUCCCGACAAAAGGCGGAUACCUCCAAGAUCCAGCCAUCACCUCCACAGGCGAUGAUGACGUCGCUCUAAUCGCUGGCUGUGCAGCCGCUGUCGUGGUGACCACAAUCGUCCUCAUUAUCGCCAUUGUUCUUGUUGUCAGACGACUUGUUGGAUCAAAUACCGAAUCUACACAAAAUAAGCCCCAGGGCAGGCUAUCGUUUUUCAUAUGUACCAAGCUGGGAUGUGCCAAGUUCGUAAAAGAGAGACAUCCCCCGUCAACAGUUGUUGAAGCACCUUCUCCUGCAGGCACCGAGGAUGGAGAAAGUGAACUCCGUGUGGCUCCUGUAGGAGCCGAUUCUGCGGAGGAAGUGUUUGAAAGUGACAGACAGACAUCUGGAGCAGACGCCACUCAAACUACCACACCUGAAGGAACAAGCUCUGUGGUACAGACGGACGUUUCAGUGACUAUCGAAAAUGAGACAGAUAUCGUGUCCCAAAACACGGAAAUAAACUCUCGUUCUUCACACAACGAAGAAAUGACCAAUGGUACGAAUAUUAAUAUGCAGAGUUCAGGGGCAGAACCAGAUGAGAGUUCGCAGUCUGUGAAUCAGGAAGAACAUCGCUCGUCAUCUGGACUCAGAAUGGAUGCUGUCGCAGUACCAAACACAGAACUUUCCACAUUGUGCUAGCUCAAUGUCUUCUGGAUUUAUCUCUUCACAUAAUAAAUACGUGCAUAAUUAAUUCACAGACAUAAUUAUAGUGAAAUUAGUAAUCCAGUGCAUUGAGCCAUGCAUUAGCGUAGAUUUAAACAUAACAUAGUCUGCACCAAGACAGCAUGCAGUUUGUAUGGCACUGGAAUACUCACAUCACUUGCACCCUAGUGUACUCAUACUUGACGUGUCAAAGACAAAGGAAACAAAUACUUUCAUUUUUCAUUGAGACUAUAUUGACAGAUUCCAGGUGUCCUUUUAUACAUUUGCUUUUUGAAGUUGAUGCCCUUUUGUACAUUUACUUUCAAAACUUUUAAACACACAGGCCCCAGAGAGAGAGAGAGAGAGAGAGAGAGAGAGAGAGAGAGAGAGAGAGAGAGAGAGAGAGAGAGAGAGAGAGAGAGCGCUGCAUGACUGUUAUUUGACAAUCAUUACUGUAAUCUUAUAUUAGGAUGUCUGAAAGCAAAAAUAUUCAUUUCUUGAUCAUUCAGCCAGAUUAUAAUUCAAACAGAACAUUUGCUUCAGUUUUUGAGUUGUACUAUAUAUUACAGUAAAGGGAAAUAGAACUUUUACUAGUGCUAACCAAUUCUCAAAAUACUGAGGAUCACUUGGAUGGACAUGAACCUAUUUGUUAUUUUUUGCAAUUAUCCAAUGUGUGACAGUGUAUUGUACUUUAUGUUACAGAAUAAAUGAUUUAUUUUAUG
Messenger RNA from Gigantopelta aegis, 2190 nucleotides. RefSeq lists its product as uncharacterized. Lineage: Eukaryota; Metazoa; Mollusca; Gastropoda; Neomphalida; Peltospiridae. The transcript is spliced from 5 exons. The record is from RefSeq and is a predicted model, not a curated record. The coding region runs from base 365 to 1465 and encodes 366 amino acids.